Messenger RNA from Tripterygium wilfordii, 1635 nucleotides. RefSeq names its product probable DNA-directed RNA polymerase I subunit RPA43. Gene Ontology annotation, biological process: DNA-templated transcription initiation. The coding region runs from base 546 to 1241 and encodes 231 amino acids. Lineage: Eukaryota; Viridiplantae; Streptophyta; Magnoliopsida; Celastrales; Celastraceae. The record is from RefSeq and is a predicted model, not a curated record. The transcript is spliced from 8 exons. Gene Ontology annotation, cellular component: RNA polymerase I complex.
UCUGUUUUGUCUAGUUUUGUUGUCUACCCAUCAGUACAUGGCAUAUGGGCUUUAUGGAUUGAAGGCCCGUUAACAGCAGAGUCCAUCGGCCCAAUAUUAGGAUUCAACGAAGGAUACGAGCACUUGCCCACCUUGGCCCAUUUGAGCCUCGCACUUUCACACAUAUAUAAUUAGAUAUAUACUCUGCAAUCUGGACCAUUGAUUAUUUCAAUCAAUGGUUCAGAUUGUAGCCCUAAACCUAAACCUAAAAGGUCAAUACUCGAAUUUCACUCGCUCAAUCUCCGACUCACUGUCGGCUGCCCCGCACCGGUUCACCGGCCACUGCGACUCUGUCUCUCAACCUCUGCAACUCUACCUAAAGCCCUCAACCUCUGCGACUCUGCUCUCAUUAUCUCUCUGGUUCGCAUUUGACUAUUUGAGGUCCGUCUUUCACUCUUUUGAGUCAAUCUUGAUGCUAGAAUAUUGGGUAUACUAAACGAUGCGUGAAUGUUGAUGCUUCACGGCUUUUGAUUUUCGGUCAAGCUCUGGUUUAGUGGCAGUGAUCAAUGGAGGGCAUGCAUGUAUCCGAGGCUAAUUUGAUAGUUUACGUGCAUCCAUCAAAACACAACAAGAUCCAUCAAGCAAUUCUCCGCAACCUCAGUUCCUUGCUUUUCCAGUUUAAUGAAACUUUUGAAGGCAUUGUAUUGGCUUAUGAUUUCAACAUUUUGGAUAACUACUCAAAAGUUCUCCCAGGGAUUUACCCGUAUUUGGCUGUUAAAUUGAAAGCAAACUUAUUAGUUUUUUCACCAAAGCAAGAAAUGCUUAUAGAAGGGAAGGUGGUGAAAAUCACGCCGGAAUCCAUUCAUGUCAUCGUUCUUGGUUUUUCAUCUGCCAUUAUAGCGUACGAAGAUAUCCGUAAAGAAUUCAAAUAUGAAACUAGAAAGGGUGAAGAAGUAUUUGCCAACAGAUUGAACAAACGACAUGUUAUAAAGGUUGGAACUAUGAUACGUUUCUUGAUCAAGAGUUUUGACGAAGCUGUUCUGCACAUUUCUGGAUCAUUAAUGCCAGAUAACACUGGAAGCAUUCGUCGGUUGGAUAGAAUUUCGGAAGAUAGUGUACAGACUGACAGUGCAAAGAGGCGAAAAGAAAGGGUAGGAGAAAUGGGAAUGAGGGAAAGCAUGGUUGGUACUGAGGGAGCAUCUUCCUUGAACGAUAACCAUGCAAGGAAGUCAAAGAAACAUAAAAUUUCACAAGAUCAUUGAAGGGUGCAGUGGAACCUGUUUGUUUUGGCCUCCACCUUGUUUACAGGCACAUAAAGCCUAUCAAGUAUAUCACAGUGCUUGCAGCUCCAUGACAAGAGCCAUCCAUCGCAGAAUGUAAGAAACACAACAAUAUAGUUGUGUAGCUAUCGAGGUAUCGUCUAUGUGGUUUUUUGUAGUAAGAAGGAUCAAGAUGUGUUGCAAUGUGUUUCUGACAAACAGACGGCAUUGCAAUUCAAUGGGGGGAGAAUUUUAGCAUGCCUUCCAAGUUUCAAACAUAACCAGUCCAAGCCAUUGAACACUCUUUAUCUUUUUUCUCGCAGAAAUUGUGAUGUAGUGACAUACAUUAUAAAUGUUGCAUGACAUGAUAAUCUAAAGGGCAAUGUUACAUCCUUCA